AUGGCAGUGCACAUUAGUGUAGCAACCAUGCUCCCGACAACCAGAGAAAAUGGACGACAUCGGCAUCACCCUCAUCCCCAACGAUGUCAGCAGCGGCCGACGACGACGUCGUCGUCUAUUGCAGGCUGCGAGCCCCCCGCCUUCGCAGUGACAACGACGGCGAGCGGCGAAAGCAGUUGUGUCCAUAGCGGCAGCAGUGCGCAACCGCGCCCACGCCAUCGGCGAUCGCGCUCGAUCCACAUCACGCUUCGCAAGACGCGCUCCGGCAGCCGCCCUGUGAGCGCGCAGCGCGGCAGCUUGACAAGCAUGAGCCGCGACCUCGGUGCUGCCUCGUCUGCCACAGGUGGUGCCAGAGGGCGGACCCCCAAUACGCACCAGUACCACGGCAGCAUCGAAAGUCCCUCGGGUGCGUCUGGCGAUGCAGCUUCACCCGCCUCAGCUGCGACAGCGGCCGGCACACCACCAGGCUCAGCGUGCGGAGCAGCGUUGGUGCCCUUCACGUCCCCUGCCGGUGGUGGCUUUGUCUCACCUAAGCUCACCCCACGCCACCAUGGCGCAGCGUCCACCUCACCCAGAGUCCCGGCCGGUGGCGCACACCAAGCGCCGCUGUUCGACGGCGUGGCCAACAGUAACAACAACAUCAAUAGCUGUGGCUCCUCCCGGAUGAUGAACUCACUGAGCUACACCCCGUACAUCCUUCAUACGCACGGGCGCAGCGGGGACGGCACAGUGUCGGAUGGCACAACAGCCGCGGCGGCAGGGGCCACGAAUGUGGGGUCCUCGUCGUCAUCCAUGGUGGGUGGCGCCGGCGGCAGCAGUAGCAGUGUCGGCCCAUCCUCAGGCAGCUGUGUGCCGACGGUCCACGGCUUUGGCUACUUUAAUACCUUUAUGAACGCGAAUCAUCCAUACGACAUGAAACAAGCACUAUUGCCACCGAACAUGCGUGACCGCGCUCUGGGCCACGACGCGGCACACAGUGACCAGGCAGCGGCGGCUACGGCAGCGCACCGCCGGCCCUUCUCGUCGGGUGCGAUGCCACGUCGGAAAGGCAUCUCCUCCGGCAACCACGGGCGAGUUUACUGUCACCCCUCGGUGUUCAGCCCGCAGGCCGUCUCGCAGGUGAGUCACGCUAACGGCUACAGAGGUCGCCUGCGCAGCAACAGCAUGAGCAGCUACAACACUCCUGUCGACGUCUAUAACGGCAGCAGCCACUGCCGCAGCCCGACAGCGAUGCAGCGUCUGAAUGACUUUGUGUUUCCCUAUCCAGAAAGCGCCUCGGGGGCGCCGCAGCAACAACCUCAUCAACCACAGCCAGGCCAUCCACCGUCGUCUGCAUGGUGUGGUCACCUGUCCAACAUGCCGACUGUGAACCUGGAGACCUCGCCUCGCCUUUGGCUAUCUGCAGCCCACACCGCCGUGCAGGGCCAGCAGGAGCAACGCUGCCGCCACCAUCGCGCGCGCAGCUACACAGUGGGAGGUCAUGUUCGCAGCAACAGCGGCUGUGGCAGAGGUGAUAUCGUGGCUGCUCACAUCACGGCAGAAGCCACAACGAACGGUACUAGCGUCAGUGUCGGCUACGCGGGCAACACUGCCCCCUGCACCCCGGACCGCCCAAUCUCCCUCGCCCCCUCGAUCCCCGCUGCAGCAGUGCCGGUAGCCGGCGCCAUGGCGACGACGGCAGGGGGUCUGUGCUCCCGCACUUCCACCCUGAUUCAUCACUCCAGCGUGAGCACGGCGGCAUCCUCCGUGGCGACAACGAUACCGACUGUCAUGACCACGUUGCCGGCAGCGCCGUCCCUUCCGGCACACGCAACGAACAGAAUCUCCUCUGCCGUUACACAUGCGAUGACGCCACAGGCGCGGCAGCCAGCCAAAGCAGCAGUGGAAGCUGCUGCAGCGGAGGGUACCAGCGCGCCGCGGAGCACCCGCGUCAUCGCAGACUUGAACCCCAGCGCCUUCUUCGGGAGCCAGCGUAGCGUAUCUUCAGACAUAGUGAACGGUCUCGAUGACUCUGUCGACAGCGUGCGAUGCGGCAGUUUGCCGAGCCCGAACACAUCAGCGACCAACGUGGUGGGCAGCGCGAGUGGCACGCCGGACCGCUGCAACCACGGGACUUCCACAGCGGCUGGCCGCUACGGUGGCACGGCUGCCUUUGCCUCCUCGCACCGCUACGCCAGAGACAGCAUGGCAAGUGAGAAUAAGGCAGACGACAAAGACCGCCGCCAUAGCGCUCUCCUCUGUCGCUGCAGCACAACACUCACGAACACGACGACGGACGAGAACGAGCAGCAGCACGCGACUCAACUGUUGGUCAUUGAAAUGCUUCGCAGAAAUGGCAUGAGAAGGAAGAGCAGCACGGGCGGUGGCGUCGGUAACGUCAAUGUUGCUGCGGUGCUGAGUCGUGCGCGCUCCGCCCGCACGAAUGCGACGUCAGCAGCGGCCGCCGCUGCGACCGAUAUCGGCGGCUCGCCGACGACCGCCAUCGAGCGCUGGCGUGCUCAGGAACAGCAAAAGAAAAGGGAAGGAGUGCAGCAACACCGGCUAAGUGCUCAGCAGUGGCGUGAGGCUUUUCGCAGGCUCCAGGAGAAGCGUGUGCGGUGGCAUAUGCGCGGCUACAUUGGGCGUGGCACAUCUGGUGUGGUGUACGAGGGUAUCCUGGAAGACUGCGAACGCACCCCAGUAGCGGUGAAGGUGCUGGAGGUCGGCGUUCCCAUGCCGGUGGACCUUGACACCUCCGGCAAUGGCGACGACAGCAAGAGCAGCAGGCAGACGUCGUACACUGCAAUCCGCGGCACCGCCAAAAGCGCGAGCGCUGCCGCUUCCGAAGAUGAAACGUACAUGUCGCCCUCCCAGCAGGAGGCGCUCCUCGUGCUUCUACGCGAGGUGGAGAUGAUGGAGAAGCUGCACCACGAGAACAUCGUCACGUGCGUGCGCUGCCAAGUCACGCCAGUGCAGGACCGAUAUCUUGAAUUACGCCAGCAGCAGCAGCAGCAGCAGCAGCAGCAGCGGCGGCGCGGCGGCAGCAGCAGCGAUGACAAUUGGCUCUCCGCCGUAGCAGUAGCUGGGAGAGGCGGAGAACGGGUCGGUGAGCCGCGGCACGACAGCGGCGGCACUUCCUCCGGCGAAAACCAGUCGCCGCUGCUCAACGCCGCCGCCCGCAUCCCCGUCCAGGUGGAGAUCGUGAUGGAGCUGUGCAACCGCGGGACCCUCUCCAGCGUAGUUCGCCAGACGCCUGGCGGCCAGCUCCCGGUGCAAGUCGCUCGACGCUACCUGCGGCAUGUCCUCAAAGGCCUCGCCUAUCUCCAUCACAGUAACUUCAUUCACCGGGACGUGAAGGGUGACAACGUUCUCAUCAGCGCCGCCGAUGUAGCGAAGUUGGCGGACUUUGGGUGCUCACGGCGCAUCAUGUUGACGAACAACGUCUAUGGCGCCACUGACAGCGAGGGGGUCACUAGCAGCAUCGCCACCACACGCACGGCUGCUACAGACUCGCGUUUCACGACCAUAGUGGAGUACCAGUGGUUCGAUACCACCGGUGUGGCAAAGACGAUGGUCGGUACGCCCAUGUUCAUGGCACCGGAGAUCAUCCUGGCCUCGGGGACGCCAUCCAUGAAGAUGUCAACCGCGAGCUCUCCAACGUCGUCGGUCGGCGGAGGCAACAAUGGCGGGCCCGGGAGCGACAGCAAGGCCACGUCACCGCCAGCCCCGGUCGGCUACACGGCCUCGGCAGACAUCUGGUCCUUUGGGUGCCUCGUCCUGGAAGUCUUUGGCCGCACACCGUGGCCGACGUCGGGGAGCAACGCCUACCACCUCAUGAAGCAGAUCGAGCAGUCGGUUGCCGACCUCCCGCCUGGAGUGCCACAUGAUACACCGGCGGAGCUUCUGAGUCUGCUACGCUGCUGCUUCCACCGCGACCCGCACCGUCGCAGCACGGCGCGCGCACUGCUGCGUGCGCCGUGGAUGAUGUGCAAGGACGAGGAGCUGGAGGAAAUGCCACCGCGCAGACGCUGUUAG
This is a messenger RNA of Leishmania braziliensis MHOM/BR/75/M2904, 4014 nucleotides long. RefSeq names its product serine/threonine protein kinase-like protein. Gene Ontology annotation, biological process: protein phosphorylation. Gene Ontology annotation, molecular function: protein serine/threonine kinase activity; ATP binding. Lineage: Eukaryota; Euglenozoa; Kinetoplastea; Trypanosomatida; Trypanosomatidae. The transcript has a single exon. The record is from RefSeq and is a predicted model, not a curated record. Bases 1 to 4014 code for a protein of 1337 amino acids. Gene Ontology annotation, cellular component: cytoplasm.